Molecule: messenger RNA, 2340 nt
Organism: Phragmites australis (common reed)
Lineage: Eukaryota; Viridiplantae; Streptophyta; Magnoliopsida; Poales; Poaceae
Product: histone-lysine N-methyltransferase, H3 lysine-9 specific SUVH5-like
Exons: 1
Coding region: 1-2340 (779 amino acids)
Cellular component (GO): nucleus
Molecular function (GO): histone methyltransferase activity; zinc ion binding; protein binding
Source: RefSeq, a predicted model, not a curated record
AUGGAGGGCGGGGGCGCGCGGGUGUCGCCUAGGGCAAGCGGCGCCCGGCGGCACAAGGCGCUCGCGACGUGGCGCUUCCAGAGCGCUUUCGUGCGGCGGGAGAUCAAGCUGGGCGAUGCUUUCGAUGCGAUGCGAUGCGGGUCAGAGACGCCGGAGAUUAGCCGCGAGACGGUGGUCGGCCGUGGACUACCCGGCCCGGAGAGCGACGGAGGCCUCGGAGACGGGGAAUUGCAGAGCUCCGCGAGCGACGGGGGCAGCGAGGUUUCCAAGAGAGGCGGCGUUGGGGUCGGAGGAGAUUGCGGCUUGGAUGGUUUCGACGGCGAUGCAGCUGCCAAAAAAUGCAAAUUUUGUGAGGGUCUUGAGAACAACGGAGUCGCCACAGAGUCUCAUGGGGCGGCCAUACAUAGCAAUUUGCCGGGUUUUCAGUACAAUGGCGCUGCCAAGGAGAGCAAUUCGUCGGGGAAAGAUUGCAAUUCGGAGGGUUUCAGAACUGGUGAUGGCACUCUACUGGGUUGCCGCAAGAGGCACAAGGCAGUGGCACCAUGGAGGUUCCUGAUCGGAUACAAGCCCAAAUGGUCAUUAGGUUUAUGCUCAGGGAAUGGAUAUAAGAGGCAAACUGAAGCUCCAGCAUCCAAGGUCAGAGAUGGAUCGAAGCAAUGUGCUCCUGCCAUGGCACGCAAUCCCUCUCGUGUCAGAGUUUCAGCUGCUAGGAACCGUCCCUCAGUGAAAGUUCAGAAAGGAACAGGUUCGUCGCCAAAGAAGAGGAAAACUAACAAGGACAGUCAUCAUCAAGUAAUGCCAAAUAACAAAAAUUCCUUGACCAGAGAAAAUGUAUUGACAACUUUGCGGGAGUUUCGAAUAAUUUAUAGGAAGCUCCUGGAGGAAGAAGAGACCAAGUGGAGGGCAAGAGGGCUUGCCAUAAGGUCUGAGCUUGCAGCUUUCAAUAUCUAUAGGGAGAGGUUCUGUGUCAACUGUGAUGACCAGAGGUAUGUGGGAAGUGUUCCGGGAGUUCAGAUUGGUGAUGUAUUCAAUUCUCACAUGGAGCUUUCCAUUGUUGGCAUACACCGUGCACAAUUGUUGCCUGUUGAUCACAUUGAGAAGGAUGGGACGUGUCUAGCUGUUAGCAUUGUGUCGUACGCACAACCUUCUGCCUUCGAUUAUAUUAAUAAUUUGGAUUUCUUGUUACAUGUUGGAUCAAUGGCUGCCAUGAGUGAUCAGAAUAUAGAAGGCAAGGACUUGGCACUAAAGCAGAGUAUGGAUACUAAUACGCCUGUCCGUGUUAUUUAUGCAUUAGUACCUGAGCUAGAUGAAGACUGCCGACCAAAACGGCUUACUAGUUAUGUAUACGGUGGUUUAUACUUAGUUGAGAAAUUCUGCAGAGAAGAAACGACGGGAGAUCGGUGUGUUAAUACUUUUCAUCUAAGAAGAAUGGAAGGGCAGCAACACAUUGACAUACAAGAAGUUUUGAAAACUAGAAAGCCAGAACCAUUUGAUGGCAUUUUCAUGACAGACAUAUCAGGAGGUCUCGAGAAGAUCCCUAUUUCUGCUAUUAACCCUAUAUCAAACGAGUACCCGACGACAUUUCACUACAUUUCACAAAUACAAUAUCCCUUGAAGUAUCAGCCAGAUCCUCCCUCAGGUUGUGACUGUGUUGGUGGAUGUUCAGUAUCUCAAAAAUGUGCAUGUGCAGUGAAAAAUGGAGGGGAGUUCCCUUUCAGCGAUAUAGGUCUUAUAAAUGACAAGCCUCUUAUUUACGAGUGUGGACCAUCUUGCAAGUGCCCUCCUACUUGUCACAAUAGAGUUAGCCAGCAUGGAAUUAAGUUUCGCCUCCAGGUCUUCAAAACCAAAUCGAUGGGGUGGGGAGUAAGAAGUCUUGACUUAAUACCGUCAGGAAGCUUUGUAUGUGAAUAUAUAGGAGAGCUAUUGGAGGAUCAAGAGGCACAGGAAAGGACGAAUGAUGAGUACCUAUUUUCUAUUGGAAAAAACUAUUAUGAUGUACCUCGUUGGGAGGGCCUAUGCAAGACCAUUCCCUCCCUUCAGAAUGGCCCUAGUGAAGAUGAAGAAAUUGGCUUUGCUGUUGAUGCUUUGAAUUGGGGCAAUUUUGCAAAGUUCAUCAACCAUAGCUGCACCCCCAAUCUAUUUGCGCAGAAUGUCCUCCAUGAUCAUGACGACAAGAGUAUGCCUCAUAUCAUGCUUUUUGCUGGUGAGGAUAUUCCUCCCCUUAAAGAUCUAUCGUAUGAUUACAAUUAUGAAAUAGAUAAGGUUUAUGAUUCUGAUGGUAACAUCAAGAAGAAACGGUGCUUUUGUGGAUCUGUUGAAUGCACUGGAUGGUUGUAUUAG